AUGAUCGUGUCUAACGUCAGUCUGAGCUGCGACGCGAGCUGCCCAUGGGGAGACAGUGACAGUGAGACGGUGGUCUUGCAGGGAGGAGGUUCAGGUUCUCUGAGUCCUACGGGACACCUCGUGGUGGCGGUAUGUCUGGGGUUUAUAGGUACAUUCGGUUUCCUCAACAACCUCCUGGUGUUAACGUUAUUCUGCCGGAACCGCGCACUGCGCUCUCCCAUCAAUGUCUUGCUGGUGAGUGUGUGUGUGUCGGACCUGCUGGUCAGCGUGCUCGGGACACCGUUCAGCUUCGCCGCUGCCACACAGGGCCGGUGGUUGAUCGGUAGUGCGGGAUGCGUCUGGUACGGCUUCAUCAACGCCUGUUUGGGUAUUGUGUCGCUGAUCUCCCUGGCAGUGUUGUCCUAUGAGCGUUACUGUACCAUGCUGUGUAGGACGCAGACAGACGGCAGCGACUUCGGUCCAGCGGUGGCCGGAGUGUGUUUCUCCUGGCUCUACUCUCUGGCCUGGACACUGCCCCCGCUGCUGGGCUGGAGCAGCUACGGCCCCGAGGGACCAGGAACCACCUGUUCAGUGGACUGGAGGACCCAGACACCGAACAACAUCUCCUACAUCUUCUCUUUGUUCACCUUCUGUCUGUUACUGCCUUUCUCUGUCAUACUGUACAGCUAUAGCAAGCUGCUCAGCGCUAUCAAACAGGUGAGCAGUGUGAGCUCAGUGGUGACCCGUCAUCGUGAGCAACGUGUGUUGGUGAUGGUGGUAACCAUGGUAGCGUGUUACCUGUUGUGUUGGCUGCCCUACGGUGUAGCGGCCCUGCUGGCAACCUUUGGCCCCCGCAACCUUUUGACUCCUGAGGUCACCAUCGCCCCCUCGCUGUUGGCCAAGACAUCGACAGUCAUCAACCCUGUUAUAUACAUCUACAUGAACAGACAGUUCUACAGGUGUUUCAAGGCUAUGCUGAGGUGUUCUGCUCCUGACCGAAGCUACAGUUUGAAGACCUCUUCGCGAGUGACCAAAACACUCCGGACCAUUCGCCAUGGAAACAGACACAACGUGACGGUUGUCGUGGUGUCUGUAGGCCCGCCCACUCCGAAGGUCUCUGCCAACGGUUCCUCAGAGGAAUCGAAUGACCAGCCACUGUCACCUCCCAAAACCACUCCCCCUGUCCAAAUCACUUCCACUGGCCAAACCACUCCCCCUGUCCAAAUCACUCCCACUGGCCAAACCAAUCCCCCUGUCUCAACCAUGCCCACUUUCACACCCAAACCAAAACUGGCCUUGGUAGCUCACUACAACGGAUAG
Molecule: messenger RNA, 1299 nt
Organism: Coregonus clupeaformis (lake whitefish)
Lineage: Eukaryota; Metazoa; Chordata; Actinopteri; Salmoniformes; Salmonidae
Gene: tmtopsb
Product: teleost multiple tissue opsin b
Exons: 5
Coding region: 1-1299 (432 amino acids)
Biological process (GO): G protein-coupled receptor signaling pathway
Cellular component (GO): photoreceptor outer segment; membrane
Molecular function (GO): G protein-coupled receptor activity
Source: RefSeq, a predicted model, not a curated record